CUCCUUCAAGAACUUUCGAGCGUAAGUCAUGGAUACUGGCGAUGAACCAACCAGUGAGGUUGAGCGAGUCGCUUUCCGAGCUUCGCUCUGAUGUGUUGUCGUUGCUGUUGUCUUUCUUGGAGGUGACAUCUCUUUCAAGGACCUGCUCUUUGGACCAUCUUCUGGGAAGGAUCGCUGCAUCUCACGAGCAUUGGCGCUGGUUCGUGCUCCAGUCCUUUGGUGUUUACUAUGACGAUUACAUGCGCUCGGUGGAGGUCGCUGACGACUGCCGUUGGCGACGUCUGUUCAUUUACAUCCGCCAGGUGCACCACAAUGUCGACCAGCAGAAGGCUGCACAGCGCACAAUGCCCGGCUUGCUUAAGCCCUGCACUUGGCUUGGAGAGGACUUUGCAGGCUCCUCUGCUGUGCCCGGCACCGCCCGGAGGCACGCCAGACGCAGGCGCUAUCGUGGCAGCUUGGAGCUUGCAGACAAUUGCAAUGUCUUUUUCUGGGAGAAUGGACGAGUAGUGCAAGUAGUUCGGGCCUGCGAUGGGACGGUGCUUCGGGAGAUCGACACUGGACAGAACUUCCGACGCUGCUUCCAUCGCUUGGCCAAUGUGAAGAAGAAGCUCUUCGUUUGCCUGAACGAUUGCAUCAAGGUGUGGGACUACGAGAGCUUCCAGACCCCGGUGGAGCUGCCCCCGGCAAGGACUCCUGCCUCCAUGGUCAGGGUCGGCCGACCCCUGGAGUUGUUGGUGCACAGGCAGAGGCUGAUCCUGGUGGAGAGCAACUGCUGCCUCUUGUGGCACACCGAGACGUUCGAAUUCAUUUGCUGCAUCCAGCACGACGACACCGGCGCGGCCUUUGGAUGUCACGGGGAGCCCGACCCCAGUCCGCGGGCGGAGGUCCAUGGCUCGCAUCGUCCGCGGGAAACCUUGGAGGUGCAGUGGAUGGGGGACCUGCUCAUGACUUGGGGCCGGGGCAGCCUAAAGUCCUUGAAUGUUUGGACCUUGGAUGGCGAGGCCAAAGCCUUUCUGCAGACCGACAGCGCGCUGGUCCAGGUGGAUGUGGCUCGUGUGACCUGGCAAUCGGUGUACGCCUUGGACCACUUCAUCCUUUGUGCCUUGGAUGCCAGGUCGGUGGUGACGUUCUGGGAUUCGAAAGAGAACUUCGCGCCCAUCUUCCGCUUCUACUGUGGCUGCGAGGAGCCCUUCGACCUGGUUCUGACCCAGGACUUCAUGGUCGUCAUCAACGACAACGUCUCUGCCAACCGUCUGGAUCUCUGCUUCUGGAAGCUUUGGCUCCAUCCAGACUUCGAGGACGCGCACCAAUCCGCCGAGAGUCUAGAAGUCCUGAGGAAUGAAGCCAAACAGCAGCGUGAGGCGUCGCACCGCGGCCGCCCUGCGGGCGCGCGCUUCGCACCACAAGGUGGAAUCCCAGUUCAGGGAGCUGCAGCGACAGGGCUUAUGGCAGGCUUGGACUUGGCCUCUGUCGCUGCGGCGCAGCUCAGUGGCGACACGCUGCAGCGUUUUCUUCACAAAGAGCUUCGGCCCAACUGUCGUCCCAUCAAGACGUUAAGCAUUCCGGACAUCGAUACCUACUUCGCCUCGUACAGGAACUUCCUGAACAUGUGUUCCUUCCACAAGUCGGGUCAGGAAUCGCUCAGUGUCUAUCGUUCCUGCUCCCUUCAGAAGAAGGCCUUUUUCCCGCCAGCCAAACACACCAAGUUCGAAGAGUGGUUGGCCUUGCAGGUCCACAACGACGGCACCGUGGUGGUUCACGAUUUUCGACCGCAACAGAUGGCCUUCGAUGAGCUGGUGAGCUGUGUCACAGGAAGCUUCACGAACGCCAGCGAAGCAGAGACGUCCAAGCAGCCCGAGCAGAUCCCACAGCGGCAGCGUGGUCUGCCAGGCUGUGGCCUCCGUAGGGCCCGACGUGCCUGACGGGCUCAGCGAGUCCAUGUGGUGCGAAGGGAUACCUCUUCCCAGAUGAGGUGCCGCAGACCUCGAUUUAUCUUCUUUCCGGCUUUCUGAGCUCUCGGGUGGAGCCGGCGCACCACCUUAGUUCGAUUCCUGGCAGUGCCUUGCAGCUGGCGGCAGCUGGCGGCUGGAUGUGAAUGCAAGAGGUACACUCUGACGAACACAUCACAUGGAAGUGGAUGGCAGGGUCGUACUCCUUGACGAACAGGGGGGAAACCACUUCCAUGUUGGUGAGUCG
Durusdinium trenchii is the source of this 2196-nucleotide messenger RNA. Lineage: Eukaryota; Dinophyceae; Suessiales; Symbiodiniaceae. The record is from the annotation of a GenBank genome assembly.